UCGAGGCUACACUCCAGUCCUGCAGCUGGAAGAGCUUCUCUGCUUGGCACAAGGCUCUCUACUAAGAGUCCAUGAAGCCAUGGAAGUGAACAUUGAAUUUGAAGCACAUUCCAUAUCAGACAAUGACUAUAAUGGGAUAAAGAAAUUACUGCAGCAGUUGUUUCUAAAAGCCCCUGUUAACACUGCUGAAUUAACAGAUAUAUUAAUACAACAGAAUCAUAUUGGAAGUAUUAUCAAGCAAGCAGAAGUCCAAGAAGACAGCAGUGAUGAUGGUGAAGAUGAUGAUGAUGAAGUCUUUGGUUUUAUAAGCUGCUUAAACUUAACAGAAAGGAAGGGUACACCAUGUGCUGAACAAAUCAAAGAGCUGAUUCUGAGUCGGUGUGAGAAGAGCUGUGAACAGCAUGUAGUUGAACAGCUGGAUAAGCUCCUAAAUGACAGCUCUAAGCCUGUGGGUCUUCUACUCAGUGAAAGAUUCAUAAAUGUACCACCACAGAUUGCUCUGCCCAUGCACCAGCAGCUUCAGAAGGAGUUGACAGAGGCACAGAGAACAAACAAACCUUGUGGAAAGUGCCACUACUAUCUUCUUAUCAGCAAGACCUUUACAGAAGCCACAAAGAGCAAGUCUAAAAAGAGGGAAGGGAAAAAUCAGCAAAAGGAGGAAUUAAUGUUUGCAAAUGCAGAAGAAGAAUUCUUUUAUGAGAAAGCCCUUCUGAAGUUCAACUACUCUGUGCAAGAGGAGAGCGACACCUGUUUGGGUGGCAGAUGGUCCUUUGAUGAUGUGCCAAUGAAACCUUUGAGGACUGUUAUGAUCAUUCCAGCUGAUGGGAUUCAUGGAAUUAUGGAUAAACUCAAAGACUAUCUCUCACUCUGAGCUCUCCCACAGAUACUGGUUUUUGUAAAGCAGCCAUGCAGAACUCUGGCUUGACAGUACUUUUGGGAAGACUGCUAUUGAGUUAAUGGUUUUGACCUGCUCA
Molecule: messenger RNA, 974 nt
Organism: Merops nubicus (carmine bee-eater)
Lineage: Eukaryota; Metazoa; Chordata; Aves; Coraciiformes; Meropidae
Gene: BCCIP
Product: BRCA2 and CDKN1A interacting protein
Exons: 7
Cellular component (GO): nucleus
Source: RefSeq, a predicted model, not a curated record